GUCGGAAAAGGGGAGAGCUUGGAGGGCAAAUCUGGAGCAGAGUAUAAGAAGAUGGUUGCAAGGGAGGAACUGCAGGAGAUUGUGCCCGCCUUCUCCUUAUGUGCUGCAGGAGACUAAAUAGGGUUGGAUCCCCGGGAGUUCAAUUUUUCUUGGGAGGGAAUUGGAAACUACUUGUACUACCUCUCUGGGAGGCAAAAAAUUGGACAGAGGUGGCUGAAAGUCUUCCCUGACCUGUAGCUACAGCAAUGGUACUAUGAAUAGAAAGGUGUUUGAAGAGAAAGAAUGAAAAGCCAAUCUUUGGAGAGUGAGGAAAUUGGAAAAGGCCCUUUGGGUGUCCAGCCUGGGAGCUAUGAAGAGAUCUGGGCAAGAACUGGUCAGAAGAUCUUGGAGGAGACAACCACCCUUUCAGAAGUUCAGCUAUGGAAGUUCAGGAGCUUUCAGCACCAGGAGGAUGAAGGGCCGCGAGGACUAUGCAGCCAACUCCAUUCCUUUUGUAGUCAAUGGUUGAGACCAGAAAAGCACACAAAAGCACAGAUACUGGACCUGGUUGUUUUGGAACAGUUCUUGGCACUUCUGCCUCUGCACAUUGAGAGCUGGGUACGAGAGUGUGGAGCAGAGACCAGCUCCCAGGCGGUGGCCCUGGUGGAAGGUUAUCUCCUGAGCCAGGUGGUGGAGCAGAAGGAGAGAAUUGACUGGCAGUCCUUCAUGGUAGAGAUCAGAGAUCCUGAGGGAAGGAGGCAUCCAUCAAAUUCAUCUCCGGAAAUGUUUUUCAGGAGAAUCUCUCAGGAGGAUCCAAAUAUGGUCACGACCAGAGGGAAGAAUAGAAGGAAAUUGACCCUUCCUGGUGGUGGAACUCAAAUAAUGGUUGAAACUCCAGUUCAAGUAAGAGGAAAUUAAUUUAUUAGAUUUGUAUGCUCCCUUUCCUUCAGAAAGUCAAGCUGAUGUACAUAGACAGUGUCCUUCCAUUUUUCCUUCUUUUUUGGGUUGGCUUAUUUUUGUGUUCCUGAGCAAGAUUUUAAGUUGAAACAGCUUCUUUUUAGAAAAUCUUCUAAGACCAGUAUUUUAAAUAACUGCUAAUUGUUUCCAAUUAUUAUUAUUACAAUUGUAGUUAUGCUAAUUACACACUUUUCAAAUAAUCCUUCUGGAUGCUCAUUUUUUCCCUAACUCUGAGUUAGAUUUUUGCAAGGAUGCUGAAAACUGUCUAAAUAUUCACAAUGGCAAUUACAAUUUAAAAAAAACAACACGUUUUUAGUCAAGGCACUUUUGGCUUGCAAAUAAAUUCUUUUUUAAAAAUAUAUGUUUUAUUAUUAUUUUUUAAAUAUACAUCUGUAUUGUGUGUGAACAGAAUUAGUUCUGAGUAUCAUUCAUAUUAGUCCAGUUCACAAUAACAGUCUUAGCAAUUUCUAUCUCAUUUAUCAAAUUUUAGUAACCCUCAUUUUAUUUUUAAAACAUACAUAAACAAGAAAUGCCUAACUCCUCAUCUUUAUCUCUAUCUUCAUCUCUAUCUUCCUUGUUCAGUCUAGACAUUUCUCUAUUAUACGUAUAUAAAAAAGUUUGACUUUUUUUAAUCCAAUUCACGUUAACAUUGUUAAUAGUCUCUAUCAUAUUUAUCAAAUUUAUAUAAUCUUCAUUAUAUUAUUGAAACAUACAUAAAAAAUAAAAAUGCCUAACAUCUGUAAAUUUCUAAUCUUUCUAUUGUUUUAUUCAUUCUAUAAACAAUUUAUAUUUUAAUAUUUCCCCUAACUAAUGUUAUCUCUGUCUCCUUAGCUUACACUCAGGCUACUUUAAUGUUUAAAGGGCAAUUUUUAAUCCAUCAUCUCUUCUCUUUAGUGCUUCAAUUUUUAUCGCAUUUUUAAAUUUGCCUCCCACACUCUUCACCUUUGUCUCUAUCUUUAUGUAUCUGUUCUUUGUUUAAUCUAAACUUUCUUCCCAGUACAAUCUUGCGUUGCCA
Molecule: messenger RNA, 1951 nt
Organism: Thamnophis sirtalis
Lineage: Eukaryota; Metazoa; Chordata; Lepidosauria; Squamata; Natricidae
Source: RefSeq, a predicted model, not a curated record